CCAAUGAGGAGACGCUGGGCGGAGCUCCGUGUCUUUCUAAGGUUGUCUAUCGGUACUACACGGCAUAGAAAGUGGCAAAAUGCUGCAGGUCGGGCGGAUCGUGAGGGCUUGCUCCAGGAUCGGGCGUGUGAAUUACUCCUCUGCGUCUCUGCCUCAGACCAAACUCUUCAUAAAUGGGCAGUUUGUGGACUCGGAGACUUCAGACUGGAUCGACAUCCACAACCCGGCCACGAAUGAGGUGAUUGGACGGGUGCCACAAGCCACACAGGGCGAGAUGGAAGCGGCAGUGAGGGCUUGUGAGCAGGCGUUCCCAGCCUGGUCAGAGACCUCCAUCCUGAACCGCCAGCAGAUCUUCCUCCGCUACCAGCAGCUCAUUAAGGAUAAUCUGAAAGAGUUGGCCCACCUGAUAACGCUGGAGCAGGGGAAAACCUUGGCUGAUGCAGAAGGAGAUGUCUUCCGUGGACUACAGGUGGUGGAGCAUGCCUGCAGUGUGACCUCUCUCAUGCUGGGAGAAACAUUGCCCUCUCUGACCAAGGACAUGGACACCUACACCUUCCGCCUCCCCUUGGGGGUGUGUGCCGGCAUUGCUCCCUUUAACUUCCCGGCGAUGAUCCCUCUGUGGAUGUUUCCGAUGGCCAUGGCUUGUGGGAACACUUACCUGAUGAAGCCGUCGGAGCGAGUCCCCGGAGCCACCAUGUUCCUGGCCCGUCUGCUGCAAGAUGCUGGUGCCCCGAAUGGCACCUUGAAUAUCAUCCACGGCCAGCAUGCAGCUGUGAAUUUCAUAUGUGAUCAUCCAGCUAUUCGGGCAAUCAGCUUUGUGGGGUCUAACCAGGCCGGAGAAUACAUCUAUGAGAGGGGGUCUCGAAAUGGCAAGCGAGUGCAGUCCAACAUGGGGGCCAAAAACCAUGGAGUGGUGAUGCCAGAUGCCAAUAAGGAGAACACCCUGAACCAGCUCGUUGGAGCAGCAUUUGGUGCAGCAGGCCAGCGGUGUAUGGCAUUGUCAACUGCUGUUCUUGUUGGGGAGGCUAAGAAAUGGCUUCCUGAGUUAGUUGAAAAAGCAAAGAAGUUGCGAGUGAACGCCGGUGACCAGCCAGGGGCCGACGUGGGGCCCCUAAUCAGUAAAGAGGCCAAGCAGCGGGUGUGCAGCCUGAUUGACAGUGGCGUGAAGGAGGGCGCCGCGCUGCUGCUCGAUGGCCGCAACAUCAAAGUGAAGGGUUAUGAGAACGGCAACUUUGUGGGGCCCACAGUAUUGGCGGGUGUGACGCCAGACAUGACCUGCUAUAAGGAGGAGAUCUUUGGACCAGUAUUGGUGGUUCUAGGAGCUGACACUCUGGAUGAAGCGAUCGACAUUGUAAAUAAAAAUCCAUAUGGAAAUGGAACAGCAAUCUUUACCACAAAUGGAGCCACAGCCCGGAAGUACACUCACCUGGCAGAUGUGGGACAGAUCGGUGUGAAUGUGCCCAUCCCAGUGCCGCUGCCAAUGUUCUCAUUCACUGGAUCUCGUGCCUCUUUUCGGGGAGACACCAACUUCUAUGGCAAGCAGGGGAUUUAUUUUUACACGCAGUUAAAGACGGUAAUUUCUCAGUGGAAAGAGGAGGACGCCACCGUAACCAGUCCAGCUGUGGUCAUGCCGACCAUGGGCCGGUGAACAGCACGGGCCGAGGCCUUUUACAGUGGACUCUGAAUGUCAGGCCCAUAGUGAUCUGUGAGAUUUACAAGGGGAAUAAAUGUCUACAUUUGUUGAC
This is a messenger RNA of Bufo bufo (common toad), 1745 nucleotides long. It is a transcript of the gene ALDH6A1, whose product is annotated as aldehyde dehydrogenase 6 family member A1. Lineage: Eukaryota; Metazoa; Chordata; Amphibia; Anura; Bufonidae. The coding region runs from base 80 to 1648 and encodes 522 amino acids. Gene Ontology annotation, biological process: L-valine catabolic process; thymine catabolic process. Gene Ontology annotation, cellular component: mitochondrion. Gene Ontology annotation, molecular function: methylmalonate-semialdehyde dehydrogenase (acylating, NAD+) activity; malonate-semialdehyde dehydrogenase (acetylating, [NAD(P)+]) activity. The transcript is spliced from 12 exons. The record is from RefSeq and is a predicted model, not a curated record.